AUGCAUAAGUUUGAUUUAGAGCUCUCAAGGAGAGCAAACCCUUUGCUUUUUAGUCCGGAACGAUACGAAGAGUAUCCAUUGAAAUACGAUGAAUUGAAACAGUACCUUCUCUCACAAAACCCCUCCCAUCCCCACCAUAAUAGUAGACCCUACACUUCUAUCGACUAUUUUGAUUAUCUUCUGUAUAGAAGUAAAAACGAUGAGUCAGAAAUAGAUCUUGAUAAAAAGCUAGUAUCUGAGUUUGCUUUAUAUUACGUUCAAAAAGAGCGCAUGAACUCUGAUGACAUAUGUCCCACACUUAAGGAGCUUUUAAAGCUACAUCCGGGCUCUUCGGAAUGGUAUGAAAUGAUGCUGAGAGUGUUGGAAUCAAUUAACACUACAGGAAUUGAACAGCUUACCAAAGAAAAUAAUAACAGUUUCCCGAAUUCUAAAAGGGUCAGGUCCUCCACCAAUAUGGGUGGCAAGGACAAAUUUAACAACAGUGCUAAUCGUAUUGACAAUGCCGAUAACGACAAAAAUGAAAUACUUCAAGAAUUAACGUCCUUCUUAAUGUCAAACUCGAUUCAGAAAGGUAUUGAUAUCAAACCCAUACCAUUAGAUGACCCUGUGAAGUUCCUGAAAAAUGGGAUAAAUUCCAUCUUGGACACCUGCGUCAGCUUGGAAAAAACAACGUCUUCACCACCGACUUCACCCAACGCUGCUGCAAUUCAAGAGGAAGACUCUUCUAAAAAAUUAGAAGAACUGGAGACGGCAUUUAGUGAUUUGCAACUGGCACAUAAUUUCCUGACUAAGCAAUUUGAAAAUGAUCGUGCCGAAUACGUACAAGACAUUGAAAAGCUAACGCGAACCAACAGAGAAUUACAAGAUAAGUUACUAAAUUACCACUCGAAUUUAAGUAAAACUGAAAAGAAAUUAUGCGACUUGGAACAGGAAAAUAAAGAACUUGAAAAAACCAAUAACAAGUUAAAUUCAAACAAACAUAACUUCAGUAUAUCAUCACCAGCGAGUUCUCCGGUCACUUGGGAUCCAAGUUCACCUUCCUCUAUAGGAAGUCCCACAAGCGGUUCUGGAUCACGUUCACUUUCAAUAAUGACAAGCGAGUUCAAAAAAGUCCUUACGAGUACACAAAGAAAAUAUGAAAAAGAGUUGUCCGAUGAGCGAGAGCAUAGAUAUAAGUUAGAAAGGGAGCUAGCCUUGCUGAGAAAUGCAGAAGCGGAUACCUCACUUGCCCUCAAUACAGACGAUCCACCAGAUAUGUUGUGA
Messenger RNA from Saccharomyces paradoxus, 1263 nucleotides. It is a transcript of the gene PEA2, whose product is annotated as Pea2p. NCBI's taxonomy places the organism in Eukaryota, Fungi, Ascomycota, Saccharomycetes, Saccharomycetales, Saccharomycetaceae. The transcript has a single exon. The coding region runs from base 1 to 1263 and encodes 420 amino acids. The record is from RefSeq and is a predicted model, not a curated record.